Molecule: messenger RNA, 3410 nt
Organism: Microcebus murinus (gray mouse lemur)
Lineage: Eukaryota; Metazoa; Chordata; Mammalia; Primates; Cheirogaleidae
Gene: HEMK1
Product: HemK methyltransferase 1, mitochondrial release factors N(5)-glutamine
Biological process (GO): protein methylation
Cellular component (GO): mitochondrion
Molecular function (GO): nucleic acid binding; protein methyltransferase activity
Source: RefSeq, a predicted model, not a curated record
UGUCUCAGGUGCGCCGGCACCGGAAGAGGUGCUUCCGAGGGAGCGCACCCGCAGGCUACGCACGUCCGGGAACCGAGCUCUGGGCUGUUUCUCCGGGCCGGUGGGCUGGUGGGGCAGUCCCUCAGGCAGGGUGGCAACCACAUCUAAGGACAAGAGCCAUUAGAGCCUGUGACCUCUCCAUCUCCAUCCAGCUAGGGCCAGGGACCACUCAGCACCAGCCUCAGCAGCUGACAUCAUAAGGGAGACUUGGGAACCUGUGGAGCACUCUGGAGAGCCUUUCCCCUUGACAUGGAGCUUUGGGGCCGAAUGUUGUGGACCCUCCUUUCUGGCCCAGGAAGGAGGGGAGGAACCUGGGGUUGGGCCUUCAGUUCAUGGCAACCCCAUUCGCCUCUGGCUGGGCUGUCAAGUGCCACAGAACUGGUCAGCCACUGGACAGGGGUCUUUGAAAAGAGAGGUAUCCCUGAGGCCCGGGAAUCCAGUGAGUGCAUCGUAGCUCAUGUCCUUGGAGCCAAAACAUUUCAGAGCCUGAAGCCGAUACUUAGGACCCAGCCCCUGACCCCCCAGCAACUAAAGUGCAUCCAAGAACUGAGUAGCCACCGAUUGCAGAGGAUGCCUUUGCAGUACGUCCUUGGGGAGUGGGAUUUUCGGGGGCUCAAUCUGAAGAUGGUGCCUCCAGUGUUCAUUCCUCGGCCAGAGACAGAGGAACUGGUUGAAUGGGUGCUGGAGGAGGUCGCCCGGAGAUCCCACACAGUCGGAGUCCAAGGCAGCCCCCUCAUUCUAGAGGUGGGCUGUGGAUCGGGAGCUAUCUCCCUUAGCCUGCUGAGCGAGCUCCCCCAGAGCCGAGUCAUUGCUGUGGAUAAGGAGGCAGCCGCCAUCUCUCUGACACGUGAGAAUGCUCAGAGGCUUCAGUUGCAGGACAGAAUUUGGAUCGUCCCCCUGGAUGUGACCUUAGAAGGGAGUUGGACACACCUUUUGCCCUGGGGCCCUGUGGACCUGGUCAUCAGCAACCCUCCCUAUGUCUUCCACCAGGACAUGGAGCAGCUGGCCCCCGAGAUCCGCAGCUAUGAAGACCCAGAGGCCCUGGACGGUGGGGAAGAGGGUAUGGACGUCAUUACCCACAUCCUGACCCUGGCACCCCAGCUCCUAAAGGACUUUGGAAGCAUCUACUUGGAAGUGGAUCCGAGACACCCGGAGCUUGUCAGCAGCUGGCUUCAGAGCCAUCCUGACCUGUACCUCCAUCUCGUGGCCGUGCGCAGGGACUUCUGUGGGAGGCCCCGGUUCCUGCAUAUCCAGCAGUCUGGGCCAUAGCGUGGCUGUUCUAUGGGCCUACCAGCCUGCCUGAGGGCCUGGCUGACCCUUCUAGGAUUGCUGCUCGGAGGGAAGUGGCUGGUGCUUUCCACGUGCUUACGGCAUUUCUCAGGGUUCUGUGAUUCCCCAUGGUCUACAUUUCUGGGACACUUAAGGGUAGAAACAAGGGUGGGGGUGUCCUUCCUGAGGUGGCAAAGAGCAGGGACAUCCACAGUGUGGCUCAGGAGCUGGGCAGACCAAGCUUCCCUAUCAGCUUGGCUGGCUCCUCACUGGCUCCUUCGCAUCAGUGAGGCCAAGGGCAGGCUGCUCAGGGUCUCCGUUGGUGAAAUUGCUGUGGGGUAUUAGGACACAAGCCAGUAAAGUCUCAGGAAACUGACAAAUGGUGACCUAUUGUUUUUGUUUCCAUGAUUUGUGGGUCCCCUGACCCCUUACCCCUAAGUGGUGCUGGGGCUGGAAGCUUCCUUCUACCUCAGCAGAGCUGGCUGUCAGUCCCCUACAUGGCAGAGGGUGUAGAGGUGCUGCGUGGAGGAUGGCACAUGGGCCCUCAUUCCUAGCCUGGGACACUAUGGGGACUGGCUCACCACCAAGGGUUGCCUUAGUCCUCCACUGCCCUGGGUACACUUGCACACACUCUUCUCACCAGGCCCGGGCUCUGGGCACAGGAACCUCAUCUGAGCUUUAGCUCAGGAACCACUGCCUACUUCCUGGGGGGAACGAGGCUGAAGGUCCUUGCCACACAGUUCUGGGCUGUGCAGGACUUGUGUUUACUUUUUAUUCCCAUAGCUUUUAGCUAAAACACCCCUUCUGAAUUGACCUUGGGGUUUCAAAUAACCCAUCUGUCCCUGGUUGGGGCUGGGGAGAAUAAGAACUCAAGACAGCGGGCUUGAGGUUCCUAAGGAGCAUGGCAAACCAGGCUGGCUCAUUCUCCAGGCUUCCCCCUGCUGCCCCAGCACGUUCAAGGGCUUGACCCAAGUUGUAGUAGCCAGAAGCAGUGUGGGCUGGUGGGCAGCAUCCUCCGUUAGAACCAGGAAAGUGGAGUUCCAGGGCUGUGUUUUGCAGUGGGAACUUGCUCCUUUCCCUAUGAGAAGCUGGCUCUUCUGAGUCUAAGACCAACACAAAGUAGCAGCCUCAUUUUACUCCUAGUCAGCCAAGUGGAGUAUGAGUGCUGACCUCAGAACACCCACUCUCCCGUUGGGGAGACCAAGAGGCAAAAGAAGACAUGGCCUGCCUGAGAUUUCAUGAUAGGAAUUGGCCAAGUGGAGACGGUAAGUUAGGUCCCUGCCUUUGGGAGAGAGUCAUCCCUGGCCUGAGUAUUGUCCCCCACUCAGGCUCACAGUCCCGCUCCCGUGUGGCGGGGGUGGGACAAGUUUUCCUCAGCAGAGGCCAGGCUGUAGCUCCCAGGGCCCUGGUGUCCCGCCCCAUGCCCAGCCCCAGCUAUAUGGAUCCUGAGCUGCCUUGGCUUCAUGGAGGGGAAGCCCAUGGCUGUUCUAGAAGGAGGGCAGGGUGGGGUACAACCAGAGCAAGGUUCCGGAUUUCCUGAGUUCCUGUGCUCUCAGACCUUGCCUGUCACCUCAUCGAUGUUGCCCUUUCUUCCUGCCUAUUCCCUUUGGCUCUUACUGUCUUCAGCAGCAUCUCAGGGCAGCUGCCCUGACCUCAUAGUAGUCUGUUGCCUCUUUGAACCACAGCCUGUGCCACAUCUCAGCCAGUGCUGGCUUCCCUGAUGGCCUCAACCUCCUGGUCUCAGGCCCAUUACUGAGGAAAGGCCUUGGUGAACUUGUGGGCAUGGCACCCCAAGAGAGUGCGGUGAUGGAGAGUGACUGUAGGAGCAGCUGGGGUCACUGGAGCAGGAGCCACCCUUGGGGACAACUUCCUCCCCAGAAAAAUGUGCAACUUGACUCUGCUUGGAAAAAGAUCCAAGCCAAGUGGACUGUCAGGGUGGGGUCUCAAGCCUACAGUCAUGGGAUUGAUUGGGCCCCGGACAUUGAGCCCUAAUGUCAGAGACACACCAGCCUGAAUUUAGAUCCUAGGGUCUGUCCCCAACAAGGAUGUGACCUUGAGCAGAUGAAUUCAUGUCACACAGCGUUGGCUCCAAGGCUGAGAUA